UACGGGAAAAAAAAAAAAAAAAACAUGUUACAAUUUCAGUGUAGCCUCCCUUUCUCCAUUUUUAUAGAGUUUAUAAUGUUGAUGAGCCUUGCAAAAUCCUGCAUGGUGAGAUCUUGAAUUCCAAAAAAUGGCCAUCUCUUCUAUUCUAUGCUAUGUGGGCUUUGUGCUUUUGCUAUGGAAAACUUGCUGCCUCUUUUUCAGGGCCAAGCGCUUCCGUUACAUGGCUUCUCUUUCUCCACAACAGAAUCCUCUGCUUCUCUACAAGCUCACCAAUUACGUAGAAUUCGCUUUUCUCUCAGAUAUAGCUCUCCAAUUCGCACUGUUCAAAACUGAGGCAAUUCCUUCCAUCUCCAGAAUAUUGCGGGCUACCAAACGCUACGAUGACACCAAGCGCUUCGAUGACACCCGAAUUCUGAUCGACGAAUUCGUUCUCCAUCACGUCGACAGCCGCAGGGGAUCUCGUGCCAUCCGACGUCUCAACUUCAUCCAUGCCCAGUACAAAAUCUCCAACGAUGACUUCGUGUAUUCUCUCUGUUUAUUCAUUCUCGAGCCCAUCAGAUUCUCCAUCAAGUACGGUUUCAGAAAGUGGACUGAAGGAGAGAAGGAGGCGCAGUUUAUAGUUUGGCAUGACAUUGGAGUACGAAUGGGCAUUAAAAAUAUUCCAGAGAGUUUGGAGGAGAUGGAUCGGUUUAGCAGACAAUAUGAAGCCUCGCACAUGGUGUAUUCCAAGUCCAACAAAGUCCUUGCGGACAACACUCUAGAGCUGUUUUUGUCCACGGUGCCUGCUUUACUCCGACCCUUGGCUAAAUGGGCCGUCUUUGCUUUGUGUGAGGAGAGGAUGGUAAAUGCAAUGGACUAUCCACGCCAGCCAUUCUGGUUCAUCUGGACUGUGAACAGUAUUGCCAAAUUCUGCUGCGGCACUCUUGUGCGUUGGCUUUUACCUCCGAGACCAGUGAGUUGGUCGACCCAGAGGAUUCCAUUGCAGGAAGAGGAAGAGGAAGAGGAAGAUGAGAAAGUGUACAAAUUGAGAUACCAGGUUUACAAUCCAUGCGCGUAUCCAGAUGGGUACAAGGUGAGCCAUGUGGGAGAUGCACCAGUGGGGCGUAUGGGCAAGCUGGGUGAUGGGACCGUGCUGUGUCCUUUUUCUUAUAUAAAAAAGAUUUGACUUAAUGAGCAUGCUGCUUGGGUUCGGGUUCUCAUUGUAAUUCAAAAUCUGCCAUAGCUAUAAAUAAUUGGAAGGUUUAACCACCUAGGUGGUGAGUUUCAAACUUUAUUACUUAUAUUAUUAAAUAUGGCUGGAAUGCUCUUGUAGAUUUUCUGAAUCCCGCUGAUGUAUGGGAAAAGUCAGAUGAUCAGGAUGAUCCUCCUCUCACUUCUAUUAUUGCAUUGGUCGAUGAUCAUCUUCCCUCCUCUCCUAUUA
This is a messenger RNA of Cryptomeria japonica (Japanese cedar), 1420 nucleotides long. Its product is annotated as ER-bound oxygenase mpaB. NCBI's taxonomy places the organism in Eukaryota, Viridiplantae, Streptophyta, Pinopsida, Cupressales, Cupressaceae. Gene Ontology annotation, molecular function: oxidoreductase activity. The transcript is spliced from 2 exons. The coding region runs from base 128 to 1165 and encodes 345 amino acids. The record is from RefSeq and is a predicted model, not a curated record.